Messenger RNA from Corythoichthys intestinalis (scribbled pipefish), 745 nucleotides. RefSeq names its product TEN1 subunit of CST complex (gene ten1). The coding region runs from base 64 to 465 and encodes 133 amino acids. Gene Ontology annotation, biological process: negative regulation of telomere maintenance via telomerase. Gene Ontology annotation, cellular component: CST complex. The record is from RefSeq and is a predicted model, not a curated record. NCBI's taxonomy places the organism in Eukaryota, Metazoa, Chordata, Actinopteri, Syngnathiformes, Syngnathidae. The transcript has 3 exons. Gene Ontology annotation, molecular function: telomerase inhibitor activity; telomeric repeat DNA binding; single-stranded DNA binding.
UUGGGAGUCACAACGUGUUUAACAACACAGCUCAAAUUUCUUCGUCUAUCGCUAUUAAAAGUGAUGCUUCCCGGUGCUGCGGUGUAUUAUUUUCCGUGGGAAUUCAAGCCUGGAGCUUUGCCGGACGGAGCAUCGGUGCGAACAUUUGGCAGACUUGCCUGCUAUGAACCGGAAAAGUCCCAGGCAUCACUAACAUCUCAACAUGCUUCCAAGGAGCACAAGGUCAUCAUCAACACAUUGUUUGUUGAACCAUUUAAUCCCAUAAUAGGGGCCCAGUAUAUGGUUCUGGGUGAAAUAGAAACAACCGAAGAGGUGGGCAUGCGUGUCUGUGCGCGUGUGCUCAACUGUGUGGAUGGUGUGAACAUUGCCCUUCUUCAAAAAGCCAUAAACGAGCAGAGGAGCUUCUUCAAGGAAAGGCACAGCCAACCGGAGGAUGUUGCAAUGCAAAAUGCAGAUGCAACUUGAUCUUGGACUUCAUUGUAGAUUGCUGACAUUUUGAAUGUUUACGUCAAUCAAUCACUAUUCGAAGUAGUCUUGUUCGGUUGAUGAACUGAUGGAUUUUCUGGAUUCGCUGCCACUCCAGGUUUCUUACAUUUCAAGCUCAGGGUAUACAAUAUCUUCAUUAGAGCCUAAAACGUUUACGAUUCUUAACUAUUUUCCGUUAAAGCAUGGUAAAGCAAUAAUGUGGUCAUCAUGCCAUGCACUUAUUAAUAAUAUGUGAGGCAACUUAAAUAAAGGCUUGAGA